Choloepus didactylus (southern two-toed sloth) is the source of this 246-nucleotide messenger RNA. RefSeq names its product sperm-associated antigen 11-like. Bases 1 to 246 code for a protein of 81 amino acids. NCBI's taxonomy places the organism in Eukaryota, Metazoa, Chordata, Mammalia, Pilosa, Megalonychidae. Gene Ontology annotation, cellular component: extracellular region. Gene Ontology annotation, biological process: antimicrobial humoral immune response mediated by antimicrobial peptide. The transcript is spliced from 2 exons. The record is from RefSeq and is a predicted model, not a curated record.
AUGAAGGUCCUCUUUCUUUCUGCUGUUCUCUUCUGUUUGGUCCAAACUAAUUCAGGGGAUAUUCCACCUGGAAUUAGAAACACCAUCUGCCUUUUGCAACAUGGGAAUUGCAGACUGUUUUUCUGCCGUUCUGGUGAGAAAAAGGGUGAAAUCUGCUCUGAUCCCUGGAAAAGGUGCUGCAUGCCAAAUACUGAAGAAGAAAAAAAAGAGAAACCAGAGACAAAUGGAAGAGCUAUUGGGACUUAA